CUCUCUCUCUCUCUCUCUCUAUUUCUCUCUCUCUCUGGGUUGGUGUCUAACGGCAGUGACCGCACUGCUUGUAGCACUGCUGUGCCUGGAUCCUCACGGGCGCGUGGGCUCUGCACCCAUCUGCAUGCAUGGGCCGACAGCGUGCCACGUUCCAUCUCUGGCAGAUCUCUUCGACAGGGUCAUUCAGCACUCUGCCAGAAUGCACAGCCUCUCCAACGAUCUGCACUCAGAGUUUCGUGAGGAGUUGACAGAAGUGAUUCUAAAAUUGCUGAUGGCCUGGAGGGACCCUUUGUUCCAGCUCCAUGAAAGCAUGGCUCACCAACAAGAUUUCAACAGCUUCAGCAGCAACAAAGCCCUGAAGAUGGGUGACAUGGUUCACGAGCUGAGGAAAGGAGUGGAGAAAAUAGCUGAAAAGAUGAGGGUGCUAGGAAUGCUGGGUAAUUCCAUCCCAGCCCUAUCCUCACGGGAAGCAAUGCUUCCCGUGUCUGAAAGCGAAGAAGCCAUGAGCGACUACGAGCUCCUCUACUGCUUUCGUCGUGACUCUAACAAAGUCCAGAACUAUCUAAAGAUUCUUAAGUGCAGGAUCAUACCAGAGCACGACUGUUAGGGGAAAACAUUGGCUUUUCAUCCGUUCACACGGACAGCGCAAUGGACAGAAACUCUGUUGGUUUCCACUUAUCAAGCAUGUUUGACUCGAUGCCAUCAAUUAAGACUCCUCAUCUUGAAAGCCAUAUCCAGAAGGAUACACUUUUUGUAAAUGGUGCACUAUCUAGCACUCCAAAUCAAUUCAUUGCUAAAAUUAAGAAAACAAACAAACAAUAUGCAGGAGGAUCGGGGGACUUGCUUUGGCAACAGAAAAUUACCAUCAGACACUUCAUCACUGUCAAUUCAUCAGUCAUAUUCUGAAUUUACGAAGAGCUUGGUUUUUCUAUUGCAAAAUGUACUGUAAAU
Messenger RNA from Triplophysa rosa, 951 nucleotides. It is a transcript of the gene prl2, whose product is annotated as prolactin 2. Gene Ontology annotation, molecular function: hormone activity. The record is from RefSeq and is a predicted model, not a curated record. Gene Ontology annotation, cellular component: extracellular region. The transcript has 3 exons. Gene Ontology annotation, biological process: positive regulation of receptor signaling pathway via JAK-STAT; response to nutrient levels. The coding region runs from base 125 to 607 and encodes 160 amino acids. NCBI's taxonomy places the organism in Eukaryota, Metazoa, Chordata, Actinopteri, Cypriniformes, Nemacheilidae.